AGAUGGCGGUCAACAGGAGGAGGAGAUUCCAGCAGACAGAGAGAGAGCUGAGGGAGGCGGCUGUCGCUACGCUGCAGAGCUGGAUCCAGACGGCCAGCAGCAGGACAGCAGGCUCUCAGCAGCUCGGCGAAUUCCAGGAGCAGCCGGAGCCUCCCGACAUCAAACAGGAAGAGGAGGAGGAGCAGGAGGAGGAGGAGGAGGAUGAUGAUGAAGAGGAGGAGGAUGAUGAAGAGGAGGAGGAAGAAGAAGAAGAAGAGGAGGAGGAAGAAGAAGAAGAAGAAGAAGAAGAGGAGGAGGAGGAGUGGACCGGUCCUGAAAUCCAGACUCCUCAGAUAGAGUUAGUCUACAGCCUGCAGUGUAAAAGUGAGCAGCCUCAGGUCGACGUCCCUCCGACCGCCUCCUCCUCUGAGCCGACUGAUGCCCCGCCACCCCCGCAGUUGCCCCCCCCAGCAGUGCCUCCUGGUAGGAGGGGAAGGAGGCGUAAGGGCACAGACACAACAGGAAAUACGACGUCCCGCUCCUGUAAGGUGUGCGGCGUGGCGUUCAGCUACCGCGGCUCGCUGAUGAACCACGUAGAGGUCCACGCGUACGACGAGCGCUGCAUCUGCGGCGUCUGCGGCAAACAGCUGCCGGACAGAGACGGUCUGCUGCAGCACCUGCGGACGCACGUCAAGGUCCACGUCUGCAGCUUCUGCGGCAAAACCUUCUGGCGGCGCGUGGAGCUGGCGGUGCACACGCGCUGCCACACGGGCGAGAAGCCGUUCAGCUGCAGCGUGUGCGCCAGGAGCUUCAACCGCAAAGGCAACAUGGAGAUCCACAUGAGGACGCACACGGGCGAGAAGCCGUACGCCUGCCCCGUCUGCGGCAAGGCCUUCAACAUCCUGUCGUCCAUGAUCCGCCACCGCAGGACGCACUUCGGAGAGAAGCCGUUCAGCUGCAGCUUCUGCCUCAAAGGCUUCGCCACCAACUAUGAAAUGAAGACGCACAGGAGGACGCACACGGGCGAGCGGCCGUACACCUGCACCGUCUGCGGCAAAGGCUUCACGCUCAGCACGCCGCUCAAAAAGCACAUGAAGCGCCACACGGAGCUGCCGCCGCCGCCGCCGCUUCAGAUUCACGUGUACACCCCGGCGCCACGUGACGAAACACAGCCGACAAUUUAAACCUGAAGCCUCCGUGUUUGAUUCUUACUGUUUGUCUGUGACUCGAGACGCUCCGAAAUCGUUAAGGUUGCGAUCACAUGACGUUUGGCUCUGAAGCAGGAUGCUGAGUCACGAUUCUGAUGAUGUUAAUAAAUAAGUAAAUAAGAGUGAUGUCACAGUUUGUACUGUCAUCAUUCACUAAAGUUAACCAGCCAUGUUUCUAUUGGCCGAAUGAGCACAAAGGGUGAUCUCUGAUUGGCUGGACAUCGCACCGAAACAGGAAACGCACACUUGAAUUUGUCCAGCUUGAAUAGAAGUGAAAGGGGAAACAUCAUGUGACCGCAACCUUCAAUCUAAAGCUCCUUUCACACAUGCAGCCUGUCCCUGUAAUGUUCAGGAACUUGUGAAUUAGAGCAAGGAUCAAUUUUCAGGGAGCUUGUAACGCUUCAGGGAAAAUGCCGAUACGGCUGUGAUGUGAAUGAACCAAUCAGAGGUGAUGACUUGUUUACGAUUGCUUUGCAGAUGCAUUAGCAAAGAAGCUUUUGUUGUUGUUGUAAUGUCUAGAAACUGGAUUCAGAUUCAGAGGUAAGGGAGUUCCUCUGAGUCUACUUUACAUCUGCUGGACUGUCUCUAUCUGCUUCAGCAUUUCUUCAUCAUGUGUUAAAAAAUCCAAAGACGGAAAUGUUCCUGAAUGUAGCUGCGUGUGUAAAUAGUGAAAAUCACUCACAGUGCCUGAUUGGUUACCCCGGUAAUGUACCGGGAACUGUGCCUGAAAGAGGCUUCAGAAUCACCAGUGCUGCGUCUCAAAUCACAAACUUCUGUCAUUGGGCUUUUCCAUUAUACAGUUCUAGCACUACUCGACUCGACUCUACUUGGUUUUUUCUUGCUCUUCCAUCAGGGAUAGUACCUGGUACCUGGUACUUGUUUUGGUAUCUGGUUCCAAGCGAGCCAAGCCGAUACUAAAAUGUGACGUCAACAGACUGCCGGCCUCUGAUUGGUCAGAGAGUCACUGGAAGAGUCAUGAACCG
Scomber scombrus (Atlantic mackerel) is the source of this 2170-nucleotide messenger RNA. Its product is annotated as zinc finger protein 771-like. Lineage: Eukaryota; Metazoa; Chordata; Actinopteri; Scombriformes; Scombridae. The coding region runs from base 3 to 1163 and encodes 386 amino acids. The record is from RefSeq and is a predicted model, not a curated record. Gene Ontology annotation, biological process: regulation of transcription by RNA polymerase II. Gene Ontology annotation, molecular function: DNA-binding transcription factor activity; RNA polymerase II cis-regulatory region sequence-specific DNA binding. The transcript is spliced from 2 exons.